AUGCAGCCGUUCCUCCCCACCUUUUUAACAGACAUGCCACCAGAGACCCCGCGAGAGGGAACACCCCCCGUACCUCCACCGCGACCAUCACAUCUCGCCUUCGACCCCAUAACAGUUCCUACCCCGAAUCCGUUCAAUUUGUUCGAAGGCGCUUCGACGUCUUCCACUCCAGCAGCGACUCAUAAAGGUGUUUCCAUCGCACGGCCUCUACGCCCAAUCCCCCCUCCAGAUUACGUAUCGGAGUGGAACUUUAGUGACAAUCCCAACCAUCAUGCCGAAGAGUUAUCCCCGAUGACCACAGAAAAUGCGGCUCAGGAGAAAGUGAGCCUGGAAGGAACAUCUCCCCGUUUCCUCCCGCCUUCUCCACAGCGCUCAUUGGGCCACACCGAACCAUCCCAGCAUACGUCGCGUAUCAACGACCACAUCCCCAGUGCGUGUUCUGCGGACAGUAUACCCAUCCGAAGUAUACCUGCCCAUUUUACAUUUGUGUAA
This is a messenger RNA of Sparassis crispa, 492 nucleotides long. RefSeq lists its product as hypothetical. The record is from RefSeq and is a predicted model, not a curated record. NCBI's taxonomy places the organism in Eukaryota, Fungi, Basidiomycota, Agaricomycetes, Polyporales, Sparassidaceae. The transcript is spliced from 2 exons. The coding region runs from base 1 to 492 and encodes 163 amino acids.